UGAUGUUUCGAUGCUUCUCACAUGGUUUACGUGGUUUGGUGGGGAGAUUUAGACAGAAGAAGCUGGAUAAACAUAGGAAGUGCAACAACAAAGAGGAACCUAUGACAAGUUGUCAUUAAUUUGUAGAAAAUUACAAAGAUGUGUAAUCAGGGUGAGAUAAGAAAAGGCAACGGAUAGUGACAGAUGUACAAAUCUUACGAGCAGCGUGAAGAUGAUUUCCCUCAUUUUGGUCUUUUUUCUGGGAGGGUUAUGGGAGACUGAAGCUAUGUCCGUAACAGGAGUUUUGGGGAGUGAUGUCACAAUAAAAUGCUCUCACUCCAACGCAUUUUCCAACGUCAAAUAUUUCUGCAAGGGAACGUGUGAAAAUGAAGACGUCCUGAUAAGUAGCAGAACAAAUAACAAUUUAUACAAAAAAUACAGUAUUAAAGAUGAAGGAAACACAUUCUACGUGACCAUCUCUUCUCUUGAAGAGGAUGACUCAGGAAUGUACUGGUGUGGAAUAGAGAGAAUCGGUCUUGACACAUACAGUGAAGUUUUCCUCACAGUCAUAAAGGGAAACACAAAUGACCCUCAGUCAAAUGCUCUAUCUUCUAAGAAGCUUGUGUGCAUUGGAGCAGGUCUCGGGGUGGUUGUGCUGGCUCUGGCGAUUGCCCUUCUAACAUUCUUCAGACAUCGCAACAGAGACAUCAGUGCACAUUCUGGAAAGGACCAUGACAUAGUAUAUGCAACACCAUCCGGUCAGAAACAAGAUGUAAACCACGUCACUACUUCCUCUUCAACAGCCAAUGAGGAUCAAGAAACAGACAGCAGGGCUAACAGCAUCUUCUGCUCGUCGACCGUUCAGCACCAAGACACCAGCAGAGAUCACUCAGAUAAUAUUUACUCCAACGUUGUUUCAUCAGAGUCUCAGAUCCAACCAGAAGGUCUCUUCUACUCCACUGUUAGCUUCAUAAAACACACAGACUCCAGCACUGUCACGCCUGUGCUUACAUACUCCACUAUUCAACACAAAGCAACGGAUGAAUCAACAGUCUAUUACAAUGUAUAACCUCAGUGCCGAUCACCUUCACUGUUAUGUGCAGUAUCUUCCUCUGCUGUAUUAUUAGAUUAUGUUCUGUUUUAUGCUAAACAGCAAAUACCCACCACUCACACAUUUCUGUAAAACUAAAUCCACAGGUUGUUGUGAAUUAAUUAUUUAAAUAAUUCUGUUCAAUUUGAUUUAUUUUUUAACAUUAAGAUAUUAUAAGAAAUAUUUAGAUAACUCCUCUACUCUAA
This is a messenger RNA of Sander lucioperca (pikeperch), 1275 nucleotides long. RefSeq lists its product as uncharacterized. The transcript is spliced from 5 exons. Lineage: Eukaryota; Metazoa; Chordata; Actinopteri; Perciformes; Percidae. The coding region runs from base 212 to 1048 and encodes 278 amino acids. The record is from RefSeq and is a predicted model, not a curated record.